Messenger RNA from Microplitis mediator, 1496 nucleotides. RefSeq names its product bifunctional peptidase and arginyl-hydroxylase JMJD5 (gene JMJD5). The coding region runs from base 252 to 1496 and encodes 414 amino acids. Gene Ontology annotation, molecular function: histone H3K36 demethylase activity. The transcript is spliced from 8 exons. The record is from RefSeq and is a predicted model, not a curated record. Lineage: Eukaryota; Metazoa; Arthropoda; Insecta; Hymenoptera; Braconidae. Gene Ontology annotation, cellular component: nucleus.
UUUUAAAUUUUCUACAUGUGCAUAUUUUUAUUUUAUUUUUUCGCAAUUGAUUUGUUGAAAUACGAAAAUUCAAAAAUUUUUAAAUGUCUGCUAACUUCAGGAUCAUAAAUUUAAAUUCAAAAUUAAACAAAAUAAUUUGCAUUUCUUAUCAAUUUAUUGAUUGCACACAUUUUUGGAACAACGCAAGUCCACAGCUGAUUUUUCUACUCAACAGAUGUAUUUUUUAAAUAUUUUAAGAUUAAAUUAAAAUAAUGUAUGAACUAGCUCCACUGACCGGUGAAAAUAUACCAUGGGAUAUAUUAAUAAAUUAUUGUGAUAAAAUAUCUGAAGAAAUCAAAGUCCGAUUAAUUGUUUUAAUUAAUGACAUUAAAUCGUCAUUGGAAUUAAAUAAGAUACCCGAACAAAUAGAUUAUAAAUUAAUUGAAUUGGAAGCAUGUUUGGAUAGAACGUGGGAAGAUUUAAAUACCGGACACUGGAAAGAUGUUCCUGUUAAUUAUAGACAUUGUUAUACAAUUUGUAGUUUAUUGAAGUGUAUUCUUUUAGAAGUCAAUUCAAAAGAUAAAAAUACUUUGGAAGAAGUAAUGAAGGAAAUCGCCAAACAAAUAGACAAAGGAUUAUUAUUAGGAGCUCCUAUUGACCAACAGCCCGAAUUAUUAACAAACAUCGCCUCGAAAAUAAAUAACUAUUGUUCAAAUAAAAUUUCAUCUGUGACAUCAGAAAAGUCAUUGGAGUUUGAGAUUGAAGAUAAAAAUUUAUCAUAUGAAUUAUUAGAAGGGUGCGAGUGGUUGAAAAGAUACAAAACUCCGUCUAUGGAAACAUUUUAUCGCGAGAUAUUCAAAUCUAAAGUACCCGCUGUUUUGGAAGAUUGUAUUGGACAUUGGAAAGCAUUAACUUUGUGGAAAGAUCAAAAUUAUUUAAUUAAAAUCGGUGGGAUGAGAACGGUACCCAUUGAAAUAGGAUCAAGUUACACUGAAGAUGAUUGGUCUCAGCAACUUUUGACUCUUGCGGAAUUUAUUAAAGGACAUGUUGCAAAAAAAAAUGAUACCGUUGGUUAUUUAGCCCAGCAUCAGCUAUUCGAGCAAAUUCCAGAGUUGAAGAAUGAUUUCACAAUACCAGAUUACUGUAAUUUUACUGAUGAUGAUAAGGAAGACAGUGCGAUAGAUAUCAAUGCAUGGUUUGGGCCAAAAGGUACCGUGUCACCUCUGCAUUAUGACCCAAGAGAUAAUUUACUGUGUCAAGUAUUUGGAUACAAACAAGUGAUACUUUAUCAUCCAGAUGAUAGUAAAUAUUUGUAUACAUAUGACACAAGGCUACUGUGUAAUACAGCACAAGCAGAUCCAAUAAAUCCUGAUUACAAUAAAUUUCCAGAGUUUAAAAAAGCUCUAGGAUUUAUGUGUCAUCUCAAGCCAGGAGAAAUUUUGUAUAUUCCACCAAAGUGGUGGCAUCACGUUGUCAGUCUCUCCCCAAGUUUUUCAAUAAGUUUUUGGUGGAAUUAA